AAACAGCUGUUUCAUGUGGCCAGAGGAAACAUGCGUUUAGCUUUUGUUUGAGUCAAAUUCAAUUUGUUAACUAAGUUCUUUCGCGCGGAACUGGAUAGCUGAUUGAAGAGACAUGCCGCGACGCUACCAGACAGCUCUCAAUUCGGCCAAAUUCAGUGCCCAGGUCAAGACCAAAACUAGUGACAACGAAUCCGAUUCCGAAGACGAUCUUCUGCCGGAUCAAGAUGCUGAGGAUAACAAUGAGCCAGAUAAUCUGCGAAGCAUUUUGGAAAAUGCGCCCCACUUCUCUUAUCCCGGCUUGAACACUGGAAUGUUGGGCCAACUCUUGCACGAUUAUAACGAGAAUCCGAAGCAGGACUUGCCAAACUGCUCGGUUACGGUGCCGCUACCCCUCUUCCUGGCCAAGGAUGGACAGACUCCCCGUGUGGAGGCAUGCGUCCAAAGGCCAUGCGCCUACGACGAUUGGACACGGCAUUUGCAAUUAAACAAGGCUAUAUUUGAUAGGCGAUAUAAAAAUAUGAGACAGCGUGAACAGAAGCAGGAGCAAAGUGUUUACGAUGCCAGUCUGUUUGAGAUGGCUGAGCACAUAGCCCAGCAGGAGAAUUCCUUCUUCAGGGACAGCUACGAUUACUACUACACAGGCGGAAACCUAAACACGAUUCCGUUUAAUGGAAACGAUCAGCUGGCCAUGCAUGUCAGCGGUAAUAAACUCAGAGAUCUGCACUUUUCCCGAGAUUAUGGUGAGGCGGAGUUCUGGCAACCAUUGCAUUCCGCUACGCUAGAGGAAUCCUCCAGCGAAGUCUUCGAACUUCUUCCGCUGGACAAUUUAAAUAGCAGUCAAAUGUUCCUGGCACGGUUGCUGAAGGAGGUUUCCCUAUACGAACUUAAACGCAAAGAGGAACAGGAUUCGGAUUCAGAAUACGAACUCAUUCGCCAUUGCAUGUUUAGCAGUCAAGUAGCUCCUUUUACAAGCGCUGCACAAUCAUUGACCAAUGCCAAUACAUUGGCCUUAGCUAGCCAGGAUCGGUCCUUGCGCUUCGUGGAUAUUUCGACACAACAGGAUAUAGCCAAGCUUGAUGUUUGCUUGCUAAAAGGACUGAAGAAAUCCUCGAGUACCUGGGCACAAUUAAUGCAAGCAAAUGGAAGCACCUUUCACUGCCUAACACAGCCUGUUUUGUUUACCGUAGACGUGCGAUGCAAUCUGCCUCUGAAUCCCUGCUUUGCCAGCGGCGUUCACUCAAAAGCUUGCGAGAGGUUCUCUUGUUUGGCCAAGGGUGUGAAUCCUAAUCUUCUGUAUGUGGCUAGUAAUCACAACUUCCACUGUUUGGAUAUCAGAUGCUUGGGUAAAAAACUGACCGAUCGAGCUGUGGUCACCUGGACGCAUCAGAUGACCUAUCCACCCUGUUUUAUUGACACAUGCACUCACCAGAACAGUGAAUACAUUGCGUUAGCUGGACUCUUACCCAGAGAUCUGCGAAUUUGUGAGAUGCAAGGAGCUCAGGCAAAAUGUGUCGAUGAAAUGUUCUCGCCUGCAAUACCAUUUGCGCCGCUAACCCUGGAAGAAGCUUUAAUAGAUGCUUGCUUGGGAGGAUUUGUGGAUGUCUAUGCUGAUAUAGCAGAGCGGGCAAGAACCUGCAUUACGGGAAUGCGCUUCUUUCCCUUAAAGGAGGCCAGUGAUCUAGCUUUUACCCAGCUGCUAACCUCCAACAGCUUGGGAGAUGUUUACUGCCAAAGACUAACGGUUAGAGAUGAAGAGGAGCACGUCGAGCAGAUCAGAACCGGAAUUCACACCGCGGAAGCCAUACGCUACCUUGCCAAUUCCGUUAAUCAGCGCGUCCAACGCGAGAACAUCCGCUGCACGCAAGUCCAGUCGAUACCAGAGAUAAGAGACAUCUUUCGAGAUGGUGCCAAAAGAUCAAAACCUGACGAAAAACCCCUAAUCGUAGAGGAGAUCGAAAUUGACUAUGGAAUAGAAGAUACAGAUGUUUCCGAAGAUGAAAGCCCAGGCUCUGAAAAGGUAAAGGAAGAACCUUCGGAGUCCAAGAAAGAUGGUAAGAAAACGCCUAAGAAAAAAUCCAAGGUGAAACCGAAACGGCAAAACAAAAGGAAUGCUCCCAGUAACAAAAAUGUUAAAAAGCAGAAGAGCAUCAGUCGCGGUCCCUGGCAGAAAUCCGCUUACAAGCUGACCCACUACACGGACAUGAUGUCGACCCGUUUGCUGGACGUGUGGGAUAUGGAGGAGUACGACACCACGCGAGACGUAACCAGAGAAAUGUUCGAUGAGCGAAUUAAGGAGAAGGAGCAGGAACCGGAACAACGCAUGGCCAAUUGGUUGGACCAAUUGCCCAGUCAGACAGUUGAACCCACUGGAGACGAGGGGACCGAGGGAAAUACCGACAUGGUUCCCGGCACAAGUCUUCCAAAGCUAUAUGGCGCCACCACAGCGAACUACUCAGUGAUUCCAGCCCUUAAUUCCGAUCGGGACAUUGAAGAGGGCCUUUUGAGUCCCAAAAAGGAAUCGCCUGUUGAAUUUACCCACCAGUUUUCGAUAUUGCUGCCCGGACAGAACACUAUCAUCGAGGACUAUCCCAGUGCCCCGCCCGCUAAGAGGCCCAAGGUGAAACACGUCAUGGGUUUCUAGCUUAAUUUAGAGUUAUUAAGCUUAAAUUAAGUUUAGCAAUUAUAAAUAGCAGACUAUCAAAUGUAUUAAAUAGAAGUACAUUUAGAAUUUAAGAAAUUUAUUAAAUUUUUAAUUGAUUGUAAUAAUUUCAAUAACACAACACACACUUCACAUUA
Molecule: messenger RNA, 2796 nt
Organism: Drosophila sechellia
Lineage: Eukaryota; Metazoa; Arthropoda; Insecta; Diptera; Drosophilidae
Gene: TAF1C-like
Product: TATA box-binding protein-associated factor RNA polymerase I subunit C-like
Exons: 2
Coding region: 113-2641 (842 amino acids)
Source: RefSeq, a predicted model, not a curated record